Nezara viridula (southern green stink bug) is the source of this 658-nucleotide messenger RNA. The record is from the annotation of a GenBank genome assembly. NCBI's taxonomy places the organism in Eukaryota, Metazoa, Arthropoda, Insecta, Hemiptera, Pentatomidae.
CGCUAACUCCUUAAAAGAGUACUCGACCUUACUUGCCAGUCUAUCCUCAAGACCAUUCAUGAAUGACAAUAGCAAGAAUUUAUGGAAUAUACAAAACAUUGUUGACAACACAUACCUAUAAGGUACAAGCCGUGCAAACAGGAAUUCUCCUUGGUAUGGGAGAUUUAAUAUCCCAAUCUCUUAUUGAACCGAAUGAGACCCCAAUUGAUUAUAGAAGAACUCUGAGGUUUGUAGUAAUUGGUACAGUUAUAGGCCCAACAAUACAUAAGUGGUACACAAUUAUAGAUAAAGUCGUAGGAAAACAACAAGAUUUCAAGACUGUAAUAAAGAAAACAACUUUAGACCAAUUGGCAAUGGCGCCUGCGAUGCUAGGUGCUUUUUUAACCAGCAUAACAUUAAUGGAAGGUGGUGGUAUUGAAGAUAUCCGUAAUCGUUUUAAAAAAGAUUAUUUUGCUAUAUUGACAAACAACUACAAAGUCUGGCCAGCCGUGCAGUUGAUAACUUUCCGUUUGCCUGUCGAUUUCAGAGUUCUGUUUGUGCAAAUUGUUGCUCUAGGAUGGAACACAUACCUAGCAUGGAGAAUUAACUACUGUAAUAAAAAAAACAAACAAUAAUGUUUAACAUUUGUAUGCUAUUAAUGAAGUAUUGUCUAAUUAAG